Molecule: messenger RNA, 1080 nt
Organism: Liolophura sinensis
Lineage: Eukaryota; Metazoa; Mollusca; Polyplacophora; Chitonida; Chitonidae
Product: octopamine receptor Oamb-like
Exons: 3
Coding region: 1-1080 (359 amino acids)
Biological process (GO): G protein-coupled receptor signaling pathway
Cellular component (GO): membrane
Molecular function (GO): G protein-coupled receptor activity
Source: RefSeq, a predicted model, not a curated record
AUGGAGGGAAACAACAGUCAAAAUACGUCAGGGCGAAUCCAGCUAAAUGAAGUCUUCAAAAUGCCAGGCACAGAAGUCAGUUUGCUUAUUAUAAUGUUUGUGGCAACGAUAUCCGGAACCUUUGGCAACAUUUUAGUCAUCAACGCCGUUUUCCGUACGAAGGAGCUGAGGACGGUGGCGAAUUACUUUAUAGUGAAUUUGGCCCUGGCGGAUAUCUGUGUUAGCGGGAUUGUUAACCCUUUCAGCAUUAUAGGUGUACUGGACGGAGAGCAAUACUUCCUGGAUCGACCCGGUUUGUGUGAGUUCGUUGCCAGUUUCUGCCUGACAGCCUGUUAUUGUUCCCUUCUCAGCAUCGGCUGUAUCAGUAUCAACCGCUACAUCCAUAUCUGUCACAAGGAUCUUUAUCCGAAGCUGUACACACCAUGUAAAGGCGCGCUGAUGCUCAUCGCUCUAUGGAUCGUCAGUUUUCUCUUGGAGAUGCCCAAUUUUUUCGGAUUCGGCGGGCAUGGUUAUGACCGAAAGACUCUCACAUGCCUCUGGGAUAGAACUGCUCACUACGGCUACAACCUCUUCUUUGUGUUUUUCGGCGUGUGUACACCGUUAGUUAUAAUCGCCGCCUGUUACACCAAGAUUUUCAUCUUCGCCCACCAAGCCAAACGAAAGAUUGCCAUGACAGCUAACCGGCCAGCCACGAAGGCGGGAAAAGAGAGGGCCGAGUCAAUGAAGCUCGCCAAAACGCUGUUCGCGAUAUUUGUCUGUUUUUGCCUGUGCUGGACGCCUUACGCCAUCAUCGUCGUCUCUGACGUAAAUGACACCUUCCCAAUGGAGCCCCAUUCGUUUUCAAUCCUCAUUGCGCAUGUCAACUCCAGCCUCAACUGUAUCCUGUAUGGCGUUUUCAACCGAGGUUUCAGGCGAGCCUACAGCAGGAUUCUAUGUAUUGAUAGAUGCAUGAAACAAAAAGAAAAGUUCCCGCAAUCUAAUUUUACCCGAAAUAUAACAGAGACUAGCGCUGUACCAUAUGUUGUGUCAACGAUCAACCUGGUCAGUUCGACAACUAAUCUAAAGCCUCCUACCCCGUAA